This is a messenger RNA of Balaenoptera acutorostrata (minke whale), 2796 nucleotides long. RefSeq names its product zinc finger and SCAN domain-containing protein 20-like. Lineage: Eukaryota; Metazoa; Chordata; Mammalia; Artiodactyla; Balaenopteridae. The transcript is spliced from 2 exons. The record is from RefSeq and is a predicted model, not a curated record. The annotation marks the transcript as partial.
GGAAGAGUCAGGCCUGGCCAGGUGCCCAUCUUGAGAAAAGACAAGACAGGGGAUGAGCUGGAGUGGCAGGGCCUGAAGGAUGAGAAGGUGGCAGGGAUGCACUGGGGCUACGAGGAAACCAACAUUUUCCUGGGAAUUCUCAGUGAGUCCUGGAUUCAUGAGAAGCUCUGUACGUGCCAUCGGAACCGCCAGGUGUACCGGAUUGUGGCUGAGCGGCUGCGAGAGCGGGGCUUCCUGCGGACCCUGGAGCAGUGUCGUUACCGGUUCAAAAACCUCCAGACUAACUACCGCAAAGCUAGGAGCACCCACGUGCUAGGAACCUGCCCCUUCUACAACAAGAUGGAUGCCCUGAUGUGUCCACAGGCCGCCACCCCCAUUCCAGGGGUGGCCGGGGGUCUGCUUGGGCAGAGGUACCGUGAUGUGGAGCAGGAAGAACUGCAGAGGGCUUACUGGGAGCAGGAGGAGGCGAUGCUGGCCAAGGCCGUGUUAGAAGGUGGGUCAGAGAAGCAGGGGUGGAACCAAGGCCAUCCAGCAGCAUCUUUAGAAGAAGGGCAUUCAGGAGCCAUAAUGGAGGAUUCUGAGGGGGGAGAACUGGGCACUGAAGAAGCGUCUGGAAGCCCUGGUAUCCCAGCCCUGUUUUGGAGUCCUACUGAUCUUGAAACAAGGACAGAGAAUGAGGAGGAUUCAAGCCAGGACAUUUCAGAGGCAGUAAAACUACCUGGGGUGUUAUUAGGAAGAUCCAACAUGGAUGUUUCCCAAUACCUCAACUGGAGGAAAGACUGGGAAAGUGAAUAUGGGGCAGAGAAGCAGUGAGAAAUAUCCUUAGAAGAUGGACAAGAGUGGCUCUCUCCUCCAGAAAGAGACUUAGGUAAAUUCAUAGGUCCUCAGGGAACCUAUGUUGGAGGAAAACCCAAUAUAUGCUGUGAAUGUGGAAAAUAUUUCGGCCUGAGCUCACACUUAGCUAUCCACGGAUUAGCCCACAUUGGAGAAAAGAAACCCAUAAAUGUGGCCAAUGUGGGAAAAGCUUUGGCCAAAGCUCAUAUCUGGUUUGCCACCAGAGAAUUCACACGGUGGGGAAGCCCUACAAAUGCCCCAAAUGUGGGAGAGGCUUCAGUGAUCAUUCUGACCUCAUCACACACCAGAGAAUCCACACAGGAGAAAAGCCCUAUAAACGUGGGGAGUGCUGCACAGGCUUCACGCAGAGCGCAGGCCUUAUUACGCACCAGAGGAUCCACACAGGAGAGAAACCCCGUAAGUGUAGUGAGUGUGGAAAGAGUUUCGCCAACGGCUCGCACUUUGGGACACACUGGUGAAUGCACACUGGCGAAAAACCCUACCGGUGCCCCGAGCGUGGGAAAAAGUUCAGUAAGAGUUCCGCUCUCACCAGCCAUCAGAGGAGAGAAACCCUAUGAAUGUCUGGAAUGUGGGAAACGUUUCAGUGACCGCUCAAACGUCAUUACCCACCGGCGAAUCCACACUGGAGAGAGACCCUAUAAAUGCGGGGAAUGUGGGGAGAGCUUCAGUCAGAGCUCAAGUCUUAUUAUUCACCAGAGAAUGCACACGCGAGAAAAACCCUAUGGAUGUGCUGAGUGUGGGAGCCGAUUCAACAAUAGCUCACGUAUUAGUGCACGUCGGAGAGCCCAUGCCGGGGAGAGACUCUAGGUGUAGGGGACCUAUCUUGAAAACACUGCAGAAUCUACCCCAAAAAAGGGUUUGUAUGGCCCUGGAUUCUAUACCACGACACCCACAGGAGAAGGAGAGAGAGCUCAAAUCCCAGUCCAACAGGCUGUACUUUGUUUCUCUCACUCAGUACCCACUGGGCUUAUGGAAUACCACUCAAGCCCUUCCUGUCCAUGCUGUUAAAAUGGAAGCUGAUUUCCAGAGGAUUCAGAGACUAGUUCUGAAUCUGACUGUAUCACCAUCUCAAUGAGUCUUCACUGUGAUUCUGUGCCUUAAUUUUCACAGCAUGGUAAUGUGAGGGUGAGAUGCUUAUCCUCCUUCCAGGACGGAGGCGGCUCUGCCCUCCUGUGGUGAUGGCAUUAAUAACGUAGAACCAGCAGUGGCUGAGGAGUUUCCUCCCAGCACUGGGCAGGUAGACAAGGAUUUAUUUAUGAACUAAAUACAUUUCUAAAGGUCUUCCCCUGUUCUCCCUCGGGGAGGACUGGAGCCCAGGAACUGUCUGUGUGUCCCUACAUCCCCUGUCUUAGAUUUACAUGGAGUUACUUGAGAGGAAAGCAUUCUAUUGGGUUAUUUGGAGGAGGGAAAAGGAGGAAAGAUCAAUGCUAAAGGCUGACUUUCUAAACCAUACCCUACUCUUCCUCCAACAUAUUAGGUUGAACCAUGGGAGAUUGCCAUUUUUGGUCUAUAAAACUAGUGAUUUCAUGAUUCACCCGAAGUCGAAUUUUUGCAUGGUUGAAUUACUCCAAACUGCCAGCAGGGCUGCUGCAGAGCUUUAAAGCUCAUACCGUAUCCUAAAAAUGUGAGACCGGGUCUAGAGGAUCGUGAACCAGGGUAAUAAAGUGGGUAAGGUCUUUUCUGUUUGUCAAUAUGUCCAGAGCAAUAACUAGGAACCAUGGCAUUGAUUAGGAAGACUCCUGGUUGGAGGAUUUACCGCUAUAUCACCUGCCUCUGACAAGCUCACUAGUUCCCGUCUGUGCUCAGGUGUCCAGGUCCUACAGGGGAGGCCGAGAGCAGGUCAACAGGUUCUGGAGAUUUGGGCAUCUCUGUGGGAGCAGAGUCCCUGGAGGGCCUCUGACAUACAGAGCAAAUGGUGCUUGGAAAUAAAUGGAACACAGU